Messenger RNA from Aspergillus alliaceus, 1110 nucleotides. RefSeq names its product ankyrin repeat domain-containing protein. Bases 1 to 1110 code for a protein of 369 amino acids. The record is from RefSeq and is a predicted model, not a curated record. The transcript has 4 exons. Lineage: Eukaryota; Fungi; Ascomycota; Eurotiomycetes; Eurotiales; Aspergillaceae. Gene Ontology annotation, molecular function: protein binding.
AUGGCCGUGAAGACAGCGACUGCGUUGGACCAAGUUCAUGUCACGGUGUCGCACUCCGUGCAAUGCGCUAACAACGGCGCAACGGCCGCACUGGGAUCGCCUUUCAAUCUUGGUCCAGCGAACUAUUUAGUGUUUCCCACCGUACCUAUUCAGGUUGUGCACCUGCAAUUCAACACGAGUGGUAAAGUCCCAGAGAUCAUUGAUCUAGACACCGGAGCAGAGCUUCCAGAAGCCUGGUGUAGCACCCGACUAGAUGAUAUUGCUUCGGCUUCCACUUCAGGCCGCAUCCUGAUGCCAAAUCUGCCCGCUUCUGGAAACGCCCUACUGCCACCUUUUGAUCGGAUGAUAGAAGGAGCCCUGUCGCGAUCCCAUUCUCGCGAUCAAGCAUACGCGUUCGUGCGCGACCUCGGCGAGAUAUACCGCGGGCCCCAGACCUCUGGUUCACACACAAACGCUACACCGAUCCUUUCCUCUCCCCCGGAGAUCCCUCCAUGCCUCUCAGAUCCAAACGUCAUGUCACCAGAAGAACGCCAGGAAACUCCCAACUACCAGCCAUUAGUCUUCUACACAGAGAAGGACAACGACGACAUCAGACAACAAGACCCUCCACCCCAAUCCGAAAGUAGUCCAGAGCCCCAAUCCCCCAAUAACCGGCCGCUUCCUUCGUUUCUCCUAGAUGCCCAAGAGGAUUAUGCAGAGAUUGUUAGUCUCCUCAUUAAGCACCCCAAUAAAACUACGGACCCAGUGGAUGUUCAGGGUAGGAUACCUUUGUCCCGUGCUGCAGAAGAGGGCCAUAUUGAAGUGGUCCGACUGCUCCUGGCGCGGGAGGACGUUGAUGCGAACUUUCGAGAUGCAGCUGGACGCACCCCACUUGCCUGGGCCGCCUGUGGAGGCCAUGAAGAUGUGGUGAAACUGCUGCUUGAUCGUCCGAAUGUUGAAGCUGAUACGAAAUGCGAUCGAAAUUGGACCCCACUCGCUCGAGAAGCGCAAGAGGGCCAUGAAGAGGUGGUGAAGCUUUUACUAGGACGUGAAUGUAUUGAUAUUCAUUUUAAAGCUGACGAAGGGUGCGAUCCUCUGGAUCAUGCAUCUACGGGAGGGCAUGAAGGGUAA